CAGAACGCAAAAAAAUAAGCGAGAACUGGGCGCUGCAAACCAAAAAGAAUUCAACAAAAUAUAUCAAAAAAAUCGAAGAAAACAAUUUGAAAUAAAAACAAUAACAAAUUAAUUGAGAGAUCUCUCAAAUUAAGUCUUUAAACCAAACAGCAGCUGCAUACAUAUAUUUUUAUAUAUAUACAUUUAUAUAUAUUAAAUAUAUAUAUAUAUAAAAUUCUAGACGUGUUUUUUGUAAAGGAAGGUAGCCACAGUAACGCGAAGCGGGAGCAACAAACGAGUCGUCGUGACCAGGAGCAACAGCAGGAACAGGAGCAGGAGCAGGAGCAGGAGCAGAAGCAGGCAGCGCGACGAGGCAGCUAAUAAGGAAGCCAGCACACACCCACACACAUACAACACCUACACACAACACCCACCCCGCACACACACACACAGAAAUUGAUUAAGAUGUCAUGGAGAUAUGCGCUACUCACCGACAGAUACAGCAGCAGCAUUGGCGAUAGAUAUAGUCCGCACUAUUAUCAGUCGCCCAGCCGUCUGGAAACCUCCGAACAGACCACAGGACGCCAGCUGCAGCGAGUACUGCAUUAUUCGAUGGCCCCGUGCCGGACAUUGCCCGGCCUGAGGCGUGCCGAGUGCGCCAUACACGAUGUUGACUGUGAUGAGGUCUAUCCGGGCAUUUAUAUUGGCGAUGCCGCGGCGGCCAAAAACAAAACCUAUUUGCGAAUGAUGGGCAUUACGCAUGUGCUGAAUGCCGCGGAGGGCUGUCGCUACGGUCAGGUGGACACGGGACACAGUUACUAUCGUGAUAUGCCCAGCAUUAGACGCCAACAUAAGGAUUGCAUUUUUAGAUAUAUGGGCUUCCCCAUGGUCGAUGCCCCAACGCAAGAUAUAUCCCGUUACUUCUAUGUGGCAGCCAAAUUCAUAGACAGCGCCAUCAGCAGCGGCGGCAAAAUUCUGGUGCACUGCUUGGUGGGCAUGUCUCGGUCGGCCACUUGUGUGCUGGCCUAUCUGAUGAUCUGCCGCAAAAUGUCCGCCGUAGACGCGAUACGGACGGUGCGCAUGCGCCGUGAAAUACGACCAAAUGAUGGCUUUCUGCAGCAGCUGGCCGAUCUCGAUAUGGAGCUGAAGCGCAAGAACCUUUAUCCCUACUAAGGCAAUACCAAAACCCAACACAACCAAAGAUAUAUAUAUCUACAUAUAUAUAUAUAUACAACACACACACAACACACACACAUACACAUAUAUAUCUAUAGAUGUAUAGGAUAAGGAUAGAAAGAAUGCUGACAAUGGGCUAAAGAAAAAAAACACACAGAAUUGUUGUAUUGCUAAGAGUUAUAAAAACACACACACACAUGGGCAACGUUUAUGCGCUGUGCUUAAAUCAUGAUAUGAAUUCUGAGUAAGUAUAGAAAUCAGUAUAAAUAUGUAUUUCAUGUUUAAGCAAUCAGUAUAAAGAAAUCACUAUACAGUUGUAUUUCAUGUUUAAACAAGUUUCAAUUUUAUGAUAUGGCUGCAGCGUAUAAGCGUGUGUCAAAACAGCUACACACACACACACAACAAGUACACAAAUGCAACGUUUACACGCGCUACCCUAAUCAUGAUAUAAAUUUUGAAGAUUCAUAAAAAAGAUAUAUUUUGAUGGGUAUAUAUAAGAGUUUGACACAAUUCCAAAAGGGGCGCAUAUGGGUGUUACGUAUAUAUAUUACACACAUGCACACACACACACAUAUAUACAGACAAAGCGUUGUUCUAAACUAUUUAUAAACAUAAAAAGCUAACGACUUAAUGGUAACUUGGUCUUCUGAUAUAAAAAGCUGUUCAAAUCAAUUGUCUAAUCGUGACAUCUCGUUAUAUGCAUACAUAUACAAAUAUAUUCGGUCGUACUUCCAUUUACUGGGUAUCAGCACACCCCUCCCACAUACAUAGCUACCUAGGCAUGGAUCGACGAUCUACAGCACAGCGUGAAACAAUAAUUGCAAGGAUCGAGCUGACAUCUGAACACCAAGGCAUAUAUAUGCAUAUACACAUAUACAUAUAUAUAUAUAUAGAUAUGUAUAGAUGUGCAUGCAAAAC
This is a messenger RNA of Drosophila novamexicana, 2073 nucleotides long. Its product is annotated as dual specificity protein phosphatase 3. Gene Ontology annotation, biological process: negative regulation of MAPK cascade; protein dephosphorylation. Gene Ontology annotation, molecular function: protein tyrosine/serine/threonine phosphatase activity; MAP kinase phosphatase activity. Lineage: Eukaryota; Metazoa; Arthropoda; Insecta; Diptera; Drosophilidae. The record is from RefSeq and is a predicted model, not a curated record. The transcript has 7 exons. Gene Ontology annotation, cellular component: cytoplasm. The coding region runs from base 445 to 1152 and encodes 235 amino acids.